GUCCACUGCCUGUCUCUCCCUCCCAUCUUCUGGGUUCUCGACUGUCGUUUGCAUCUUCUUCUUUCCCCCAUUCCCCUCUGAACCCUUGCAUUCGAGUCGUACAAUUUUUAUCCCUCGAGUGUUUGCUCGAUCGAUUGCACUCCUUACCUAGAUACCCGCCUUGCGUCCGCGUCUGGCCAGCUCUUUACCUUCUACCGUCGACCUUUUGACAGAUGUGGUAGCCGUCUCUCGAGUCUGUUUUCUUUUCUCAGAACAUCCAUCAUGGCUCUCCGAAUGUCGGGUAUCAAUCAUGCUGCCGGCAUCUUCGCCGACAUGUCAGUGGACGGCCCGGCAAUUGGCACCCUGGUGGCCGUCGUGGACCGUGCAAAGAACCUCCCCAACAGGAAGACAAUGGGAAAGCAGAACCCUUACUGCGCUGCACGUCUAGGCAAAGAGGCCCAGAAAACUGGCACUGACGUGCGUGGAGGCCAGACGCCCAAGUGGGACCAGGAACUCCGCUUCACCGUGCACGAAUCGCCGGACUAUUUCCGAAUGAAACUGUCGGUCUUCAAUGAUGAUAAACGGACCGAUCUGAUUGGCGAGACCUGGAUUGAUCUACAGAAUCUCAUCAUCCCUGGAGGCAGCCAGAGUGACCAAUGGCACACUCUUCAGUUUCGUGGAAAAUACGCCGGCGAGAUUCGUCUCGAGAUGACUUACUACGAUACUAGACCCGAGGAUGAGGCUGUUAUUGAGCGAAGAACGCAAGGGACGGAAAGGGCCAAAACAAGUGGCAGCAGCAGGUCGGGCCCAGUAGCCGUCGUGCCGUCGCCGGCGCCGUCCUCGUCAUCUUCCUCGUCACUCUCAGGACCGCGUCAGCUAAAAGAGGUCAAACGUCGACCUCUACCUUCCGAUCACUCCAGCGGGCCCCGUCCUGCACCUGAGAAAGCGUACUCUUCUCCGGCCCCAUUGCCAGUCUCGCAUCCGCCUCGAGCUCCAUAUGAUGGCGUCCCCACUCCUCCGUCUAGCUCUGGCAUGGAUUAUGCCCACCAGCCGAGACAUACUGCGGCGCCGGUGAUCUAUGAUGCGCCGCCCCGUCCGCGAACCUAUGAGACACCGGACGAUUUUGGGCGAGAAUGGAAUGCACCUCCGCACCACCCACCCGCGGGCCGAGGCCAGCCACAUUAUUCAGAAUAUUACCCCACGAGAGCAGAACAGGAUUACUAUGCGCGACCUCGCUCUGGCUACGAGAACGCCCCGCCGGCUGAUUAUCGAUCAAUGAGACAAAUGCCAGCAGGUCGACAAGAUCCGUACUAUGAAGACAUGCAUGCAGAAGCCACGCGGCCAAGCAGCCGUCAUUACAAUCAGCAUCCCCCGGACGCAUACACGUAUGGUCCAGAAGAACUUCAGCCUGCUCGGUAUCAUCAUGCGUCCAGUAGCAUGUCUUCACGUCAUCGCAUUGAAUACCCCCAGGAGAGCGAGCCUUAUCGGCAGCAUAACUCGCUUCCCAGGCGUGGCCGCAGCCCGAGCCGCUAUCACGCAGAGUAUGCCUCAAUGCAGCCGCGGGUAGAAGAUGAAGAUGAAGAGGGAGCACCACCUCCUCCGCCUGUUCAUCGGACAGCAAUGGCUCACCCUAGUCCGCAGUUAGUACCGUCACCAGCUCCUUCGUACAAAGCUUACUCUCCAGAGUACGGCCCCAGAUCGACCCAAGACAUGAAACUCCCCCAGCCUACGGAGCUGAUGCUGGACCCCCCUCCAGUCACGAGCACGUCUAUGCCGCCCAGCCUGGUCGCUGGGCUUGAUCCGGUAGUUGCCGAGGCAGAGUCGGAGCGGUUUGCGCGUGAGAUCCGGAGACGCAGUGGUGUUCUCGAGGAACACCUCCCAGGACCCAACCGCAGCCGCGACCCGUCCCCGUCCCCUAUAUCGCCACCUUACCCCGACAAUCUCCCUGCGGAAGAUCACCACCGAUCACUUGUCAGUCGAAGAUCCGUGAUUGCAGAAGCUCCUUCGCAGCAGCUUGUUCUACGCAAAUCGGUUAGCCCUAGGCCACCUCCUUCCAGAGGUCGCGGUGGCUCUCAGCCUUCAGUCUCUCAGACUCCAUUUUCGCCAGACUCUUUCGACUCCUUCAAUCCGAAUGCUGCCCGCUCUGUUAUGAAUAGGGACCCAGCGCCGGCGUACACGACCCCCGCGGAAGCCAUGGAAGCCGCGAGACGGAGCGAGGCCGCUGCAGCCCGACCAGAGGGUCCCAUUAUUGGCGACGACGGCCGCGAGAUCGACCCAUCCGACCAUCUGCCUACAGAUACAUGGGCGCCGGAGCCAGACCGCAAAUCGCGCAAACCUGGAGUGAUUGUCCGCUUUCGGAACGCGCCCACCAGGCAUAGUCCUGCAGCGCCCCGUCCCACAUCUUCGUACGUCUCCACUUCGGACGGUGACCGCGGACGACCUGGGUAUGGCAGCAAUUCUGGACAUGGACGAACUUAUAGCACGCCGUCGUCGAAUCCCAUGCCACGUAGGCACUCGAUCUCUCCCUCUCCAUCGCCAAUGUAUGCACCCGCCCCUGUCGGCCCUCCCAUUCCAGCGAAAGUGCCCAUCGGCGCACCGACUGGAGUUCAGGACGCGCUGAGCCGAGAGCUUAAUUCAAUUGAUAUUGGGUCUGUUGGUUUCAGUUCUAGUCGGGCAAUGCGGAAAUACGUACCUAGGCCCACUGGGUAUGCCGUAUAAAGAAAUGCAGCAUAACCAACAAGCCAGCAACGCAUGAGCGACGGAACGAUCUCAGCAGACAGAGAAAACUUCCGAACAAGAGUUAUACACGACAUUACAACAAAGUAUAACUUGGCUAGACAUUACAAACAAAAGCUUAGGCAAGCAGCACAUACAUACACGGAAACGAUGAUGUGGCGGGAAAUUCAGAUUGGAUCGAGGUUAGAGUGGAAUGAGCAUGAGGCACGAAUGGACGAGAUGCAUUUUAGGCGUUGGAUUCCCUCCUUGAUUUUUUUUUUCUAUUCUCACAGCCAGCAAACAUGCUACAGCACAAAGUUUCUCGGAUUCUCAAGCUAUCGACUUACUUGCCUUCUUUGUUGUACUAUAUUGCCUACGUAAGACAAUUACAUGGUUGCCAUUUGAACUAGUAUAGAU
Aspergillus nidulans FGSC A4 is the source of this 3111-nucleotide messenger RNA. RefSeq lists its product as uncharacterized. NCBI's taxonomy places the organism in Eukaryota, Fungi, Ascomycota, Eurotiomycetes, Eurotiales, Aspergillaceae. The coding region runs from base 262 to 2697 and encodes 811 amino acids. The transcript is spliced from 2 exons. The record is from RefSeq and is a predicted model, not a curated record.